Messenger RNA from Cuscuta campestris, 1288 nucleotides. NCBI's taxonomy places the organism in Eukaryota, Viridiplantae, Streptophyta, Magnoliopsida, Solanales, Convolvulaceae. The record is from the annotation of a GenBank genome assembly.
CUUUAAGGGGAAUUGAACUUUCUCCAAUUUUAGAGUGAUUUCUGAGCCUUCAAGGUUUCGAGCACCAGGUGUUUGUGUUUUUGUCAACUGAGAAGGCUAAUGAUCAGUAUAAAGCCACACUGCAGGGAAAGCUUAGUUCUUCACAUUCGUACAUAUUUUGCCUUGUUGAAAUGGAUCAUUCUGCAGUGGAGGUGGACCUGAAAGGAAGAGUUGAAGUUACCAAGGAUAAGAAUGGAUUUGGUCAAGUUCUGCUUCGGAAUUCCAGAGGAGCGUCUGUUCGGGUAAGCCUUCAUGGAGGACAAGUCCUUUCAUGGAAGACUGGCCAUGGUGAAGAAUUAUUAUUCACCAGUAGCAAGGCAAUUUGUAAGCCACCAAAAGCCGUUAGAGGUGGAAUCCCUAUUUGCUUCCCACAGUUUGGGAACUGCGGUUCCCUCGAGGACCAUGGCUUUGCCAGAAACAGGAUGUGGGUCAUUGAUGAUACUAAUCCUCCACCUCUACAAUCCAAUGAUUCCAAUGGCAAGACAUUCAUUGACUUGCUAUUCAAACCUUCUAAGGAUGAUCUUAAAGUUUGGCCUCAUGGAUUUGAAUUUCGCCUUAGAGUUGCUGUGACGGUUGAGGGUUCGCUGGUUUUGAUAUCGCGUGUGAGGAAUGUCAACUGCAAACCCUUUAGUUUCUCAUUUGCUUAUCUCUCCUACCUUUCAGUGUCUGAUAUCAGUGAAGUAAGAGUGGAAGGCGUAGAGACCCUCGAUUAUCUUGACAACCUCCACAAAAAAGAACGCUUCACGGAGCAGGGUGAUGCAUUGACUUUUGAGUCUGAGGUGGAGCGAGUUUAUCUGAGUUCUUCAGACGUGAUUUCUGUCUUUGAUCACAAGAAGAAGCGGACAUUCCACAUUAGGAAGGAAGGGCUGCCCGAUGUCGUUGUUUGGAAUCCAUGGGUGAAAAAGGCAAGAGCCAUAGUUGAUUUGGGAGAUGAAGAGUACAAACAGAUGGUGUGUGUGAAUGGAGCAGCAGUAGAGAAGCCAAUCACAUUGAAGCCAGGGGAGGAAUGGACAAGUCGCGUGGAGUUAGCCGUUACGCCUACUAUGUAAAUUAACCAACUCUCUCAAGUUUGUGUAACUAUAUAUGUAUAUGCAAAUUGUAUGGCUGAAAAAUGGGGAUUUCUUUUUAUAUGUUAUCCCCACAAUUUCAGACAAUAAUGUUUUUUUAAGGUGAUGAAAAAAAAAUCUCCGUUCGCGAGCAAUCAUUUCAUGUCUCGAUCCUAGGUUUUUAAUGAAUUUGGAAUGGGAAG